Molecule: messenger RNA, 4108 nt
Organism: Gigantopelta aegis
Lineage: Eukaryota; Metazoa; Mollusca; Gastropoda; Neomphalida; Peltospiridae
Product: GTP-binding protein SAR1-like
Exons: 7
Coding region: 132-713 (193 amino acids)
Biological process (GO): membrane organization; intracellular protein transport; endoplasmic reticulum to Golgi vesicle-mediated transport
Cellular component (GO): COPII vesicle coat; endoplasmic reticulum exit site
Molecular function (GO): GTPase activity; GTP binding
Source: RefSeq, a predicted model, not a curated record
GUCAUCCUUCUCAGCCAUUUUGUGUCACGUAUUAUUUUUGAGACAGAAUAAAACGUUCUUUUACGUUUUAUGGAAUUAUUUUGAAUCAAAUUUACAUUGAAUAGGGUAUCUACUUGAAUAAGUGAACAAAGAUGUUUCUAUGGGAAUGGUUUGCGAGUAUGCUAAAUUUCCUUGGUUUGUACAAAAAGUCUGGUAAGCUUGUGUUUCUGGGCCUUGACAAUGCAGGAAAGACAACUCUGUUGCACAUGCUCAAAGAUGACAGAAUGGCACAGCAUGUCCCCACACUCCACCCAACAUCAGAGGAGCUGUCGAUGGGUGGCAUGAAGUUCACCACGUUUGAUCUGGGCGGACAUAAACAAGCCCGACGAGUAUGGAAAGACUAUUUUCCAGCAGUUGACGGGGUUGUCUUUCUUAUUGAUGCCUUCGACAGGGAAAGAUUUUCAGAAGCAAAGGUUGAAUUAGAUAGUUUGUUAGCCGAUGAGCAGGUAGCCAAUGCCCCCGUAUUGAUUCUAGGUAACAAGAUUGAUAAACCGGGUGCCGCCAGUGAGGAAGAAAUUAGACACUUGUUCGGUCUUCAUGGAAUGACAACGGGAAAGGGAAAUGUGAGUCGGAAUGACCUGCCUGGCCGUCCCAUGGAGUUGUUCAUGUGCAGUGUAUUAAAGAGACAGGGUUACGGUGAAGGAUUCCGAUGGCUGGCCCAGUUCAUCAACUGAGACUGGACCACCUUAGGCAACUGUCAAAUUGAACUCCCCAACUUCGAGGUAGCAAUCUAGAGUCUUGAGGUCGUAGUUGUGUUAUGGAGGACUCAGCUGGAUACAUCAGUCAAAUUGUCUUAUUUAUUCCCGGGUCUUACACUCUUGCAGAACUUCUCUACCUCCACAUGGCAAUGUUUAUAGUAAGAAUAUACAAAUUUCAAGAAAGUUUUGUUUAAAAAUGUAAUGAUUGUUUGAUCAUUUUAAACUGAAAUUACGAAUCUGAAGGUGGUCAAUAAACGGAUAUCUAUCUUGGUGAUCAGUGGCAGGUUCAGGAGGGCUGAAUGAUUGGAAAUUGUUUGACUGGUACCUUUUGUCUUCUGUCAUAUCACUUUCAUAUAACCUUAGGGGCAAAAACCAGUCUUAAUGAGUGGCCGUGAUCGCUCAUCCUCCUGAACAUACAUCAUUUGUCACGCAUUUAGGGCAUUUAUUUAUCUUUGAAAUUAAAAAAAGUAGGUGACUAUAUCUAAUAAGUGCAGUGAUUUAUAUAAUGAUCAGUAUAGAAAGUAGGCUGAAGUGACGAGAGCUGCCGAGAAUGCUCUCGCCUUUACAUUGGUGUAAUUAAACAUACAUUAAUAUCUGCAUCCUUAAACCUGUGCCAACUAUAUCGAGGUGUCCUCUUGGUCCAGGUUUAUGAUGACUUAUUUCAGGGGUAUAAGGUGGUGGAUGUUAGAAUCAGGUUGGUAACAUUGUACUAAUCUUUGGUGAUUGAUUUUUAUUUCUGCCCUCAUCAUGAGAUUUGUAGAUGUAAGUAAUUAAUGUGAUGGUGUAUUUAUAUAUAUAUAAAACUACAAAUCAAACUUGGAGUGAAAGUAUUUUGUUUUUUGUGGUAGUUGUGUGGGAGAUGGUGAGGAUUGUUUGCAUUCCAUUUUAACAACAGAGAUGGACAAAAUCUUCAGAUGUUUCCGAAAUUCUUGAUUUUAGUGCUACACCUUUUCUAUCCUUAUUCCUUAAAACUCCAAACUUUGCCCCCACCCUUUUUUUGUCCCAAGUUGAUUUUCAUCUGUGUAGCAAAACAUUAUUUAACACGUAAUGGUGUUUUCACAUCUUUAACACAUUGUGAAAACAUGAAAUUUUAAAAUAGAGAAAAUAAUACCAUGUACAGACAAACUUUGUUAUUUCGAGAAACCAGGAUAUGUUGAGGUCAAGAAAAUGUCCCAUGGCAUAAUUUUCACUAACCGCUAUUAUAUUUAUGUCAAACCACCAGUGUCUUGUGAUUGGUCUGUCCCUUCAUCACAGAAACAACAAAGUUUGACUCUUUUUAUGUAGAAGUAAUUUGCUCGCGUACCGCAGACCUCUCGACCUAGUUUGCUACUUCUAUAGCUGUGAAUGAUAACUGAAGGCACUUUCAUCCACAAGGUGUGAGACGUCACCUGUAUAUACACAUUUUGAGUUUGGUGAACAAGAGAAUGAGUGAAACCAAAAAUGUCUUUGAAUAUAAUAUAUUACGUCGGAAUGCAUGGAAUGGCCAGCUAAAUGAAAGUGAAAUACUUGUUAAAUGAAAGUGAAAUAAUUGGAAAGAAAUUGUGAUUUGUUUUGUUGUUGAUUCUUUUUUUUUUUUAAAUUUGAAGACAAGAAAUUCUGUGAAGCUUGCUGGCUAUAUAAUAUGGAUUGAAAAAAGAAGAACGAUAAAUAAAUAGACUGAUUGAAGAUCUAAAGCUAAAGUUGUGAUUGUGAUGAGACCCUAUCUCUUGUGAAUUCUAUGAGGUGAUAUGAUAUUAAAAUGUUCACCUGGGUCCUGUUUUAUGAAGCAUUCUUAGCGCAAACAUCAACUUAAGUGCAUUACUACUCCGUGCACUUAAAGUGAACUUUUUGCUACGAUUGCUUUGUAAAACUGUGUCCAGUUCUUUAAAACUCUUAGCUUGCUUUGUUGAAACUUAUUUUUCCUCAUGCCACUACCAACGUAAAUUUUAUGUGUAAAAAUAUUUUGUGAAAUAAAAUAUUUUUAAUACUGUAACAAAAUAUAUGCAACAAUUUUGCCAUGACAAAUGGCAUUUUGUUUGUAUUUUUGUGUUCUUAAGUAAUGUAGGACAAUUAAAAAACUAUGUUAAGAAAAUGGAAUGUUAUUGUUUUCCAUUACAUUUAAAUAAUGGAUGUUGACAUUUAGAAAAACCUGUUCAAUUGGCAUACAUGCUUCAUAGCAUUAUCAAAUUCUUUGUAGCCUGGAUUUUGAAUUAAACACAAUGGAUAGUGUACGCAGGACCAUAAAAAUAUUUAGUGGGUGUUGGCAACAAAAUGUGUGUCCUGACUGCUGCUUAGUUACAUAUUACAUCAGUUUCAGAUUGUCUGAAAUAAGGAGAUAGUACUUCUAACUACAUAGAUUAACAAUCAUCAAAAUGUAGAUUUAUAUGUCAUUUUGAUAAGUGGCGACACUGCAGUGAAAAGAACACUUUAUGCUGUGGCAAAGGGUACACUAGCGACUGAUAUUUUCAGAUACUUCACUGAAUGUUAUAUAAUAAAUGUAUGGUGUUUAUUACAUUUCAUGGACAUUUUAUAACCAUACCUUUACAUUUCCUUCUUUCCUAAUUAUUUUUCUUUGACAACACUAUUCAGAAUUUCAUUUAGUUUUUGUUUUUUUUCCAGCUUAUAGACUCAAAUAGUUGUAAAAGCAGGGUGAUUUUUUGAAAUCCUGACCACAUGCCAUUACUAGUUAGUGCAAUUGCUUUGUUCAUGUGCCUCCAUCAUGUUUGAUUAAUACUGAAGUGUUAUUUCACGUCCAAUAGUAGGUGGUUGUACAGACAGAAAUCUUUUCUGUAACAAUGCAUAUUUUUGUACAUUAUACCGUGUGAAUAUUUUAUAGUAAAAUUGCAUGAUGUACAGAGAACAGUUAUGUUUCUUUUCUUGUGGCAAAUGCUAUGUAAAUUAUUUAAUUAGCAUAUAAUGAAAGUAGUGCUCAAAGUUCUAGGACAUACCUACUAAAGUUAAUCUCAGUAUUUUGUAAAAACCUAAAGUCCAGACUUAAAAGUUUUGUUUUAACAAGAUCUCUUCAUAUUGUUAAUAAUAGCAUUUUUUUCAUUUCAGGCUGCAACUUUAAACUUUAGUCAAUUUAUUGUCCGAUAUAUUAAAUAGGGUGGCCUUAAUUAAAUGUGAAACUUUUUAGUUUUAUCAAUUUCUGUUUUAUAAGUUAAAAAAAAGUGAAUAUCUUAUUUGAUAUUUUACAAGUUAAGUAAUGCAUGCUGAAGUUGAAUGAUGUAUUUGAGUCCCAUUUCAGAAAUUAAAAACCAUAAAGAGUGUUUUGAAUUCUUCUAUUUACACCUGAUAAAAAUGUUUGUCAUUACUUUAAUCUGCUUUCUGGUCAUUGACAAACAGUGUGUUUAUGCAUGAAUGUGUUCUAAUAAUAAAUAACUAGAAUAUCU